AUGCCUUCACCAGCCCCCAUAUUCUCCUUCUCGUCCCCUUUCCGACCAACCGUCUCCUCGCCCCUGUCAUCAUCACCCAUCUGUGCACAAGCGUCCCAGUCCUCUCAGCUCUCCCCGCGCGAUCCGAACCGACGCGAUGUCCAAUCCUCGCCACUCCAGGCACCCAAAUUUAAAUACGCCGUGCGGACGGCGAAGCCGAAUCCGCUCAAGAAGACCCGUGACACUGCACAGGAGAGCAGAAGGAAGCUGUUUCUGAAUAAUGUGCGGCAGAGGCGCGAGGACAAGGAAUGGGACCGGAGGGGUGGCGAUCAGGAGCUCUUGAAGCUCGAAUGGGCGACCCAGGACCGCCGGCGGAGAGAGCAAAAAGACACCGACCUGGAUGGGAUAGUUUUUGAGGACGAGAUCGAUGAAGUCCCUACAAAUACAGAGCAGCCGCCACAAGAUUUGGACGAAGUCAUGGCCGACAGUAUUGCACAGCAAGAGGAGGCCGAAUUAGAGGCAAUGCUAUCAUCUUCACAGGCCCCGGCAAGGCCACAAUCGCCUUCUCUAUCUGACGAUGACGAUUACGACAGUCUGUUCAUGGACUAUCUUUCACAACAUCAAACCAAUCAAGAUCAAAGUAUUCUGCUUUCGGGGCAAAUGGAUAUGUCAUGA
Messenger RNA from Pseudomassariella vexata, 654 nucleotides. RefSeq lists its product as uncharacterized. The record is from RefSeq and is a predicted model, not a curated record. Lineage: Eukaryota; Fungi; Ascomycota; Sordariomycetes; Amphisphaeriales; Pseudomassariaceae. The transcript is spliced from 2 exons. The coding region runs from base 1 to 654 and encodes 217 amino acids.